AUGCAGCACCAUCAAUCACUUAGUAACACGUUUGAAAAUAAUAUAAUACGCGCAACCACCGCGUGCGAUCCUCGAAUCCGGUGUGCGGCGGCUGCGGCUCCGAAAAUCGAUAGACUUCGUAUUGAUUUAACGCGAAAAGCGGGGUUGUUUUAUCUCAUCGAUCCACAGGGCACGGCCGGCGUCGCAUCGAGCGUCGGUGCGCGCGCGUGCGCGGCGACCGGCGCCCGCCCUGCCGCCUGCAGUGCCCUACCACCCUGUUCACGCGCAAACUAUUACAUAUUAUCUAUUGUUAUAUACCGAACGGACCUACAAACUAGGGAG
Molecule: messenger RNA, 321 nt
Organism: Brenthis ino (lesser marbled fritillary)
Lineage: Eukaryota; Metazoa; Arthropoda; Insecta; Lepidoptera; Nymphalidae
Source: the annotation of a GenBank genome assembly